GAGAGAGAGAGAGAGCGUGCAAUCUGGAUCAACAAGCUAGCUAGUUCCGCCUUGCUAUCGCUUUGAAGUAGACUGCAGUUUAGCCCCAGCCCUCAGAUAGUGCAGUGAUCACCUUGAUCACACUGUGAACCGAAAACAUGAUGACAAAUCACCAGCGACAGCGACGAUCGGUGCCCCAGAUUUCCCUCAGAUCGCACGCGAUAUCACACAAAAGUGACCAAAAGCUACUGUGGUUGCUACUGUUUAGUGUUCUCCUCUCGUUCAGUGCUCCCGGUGUAGAAGCUCUCCGGUGCUACGCCUGCGGACUGACGCAAUCCUCCGGUGAUCCACGGUGCGUGACGGAACCGGGCAGUGUCGAGGGCCAGAGUGUGGUCACGUGUUCGCGCAAGUACUGCACCAUCACGCGCCAGGAACUAGUGGAUCCACCCGGAAAGCUGGUGACGUUUGUGCGCGGUUGCGAAGAGAGCCCGCUGUACCUGGACGAAGUGCUGGAAGAUCCGACCUUCAUCACCUACUAUCGCUCGUGCACGACGGAUCUGUGCAACGGUGGCGACGGGCUCGGUUCGACCGGAUCUGAGCUGACCGGACUGAACGAGGGUGCCUCGGAAAAUCUCAUCGUACCGGGACUAGCGGGCAACGGAGCCACAUUGGGUCUCAUUAAAAUCGCAUCACUGCUCGCAGCGGUCGUUACCACCGUCACCGGUGCCAUUGGUGGUGGUUGGGGCAACUCGCUGUCACUUGACUAACCCUCCUCCUCCCCGGGGGGGCCAACAUUAAGCCCCAGGGGCGAUCAGUGGGCAGCUCUAAUCUCUACUUUUAUUCCUCUUCCGGAAGCGCUUUCUUUCUUUAUUUCUUUCUUUCCAUCUCUGUUCCAAUAAUGCACAUCGAUCCGGAGGUACUUUGAACUCUCCUUCGUUUCGUUCCCUCGCAAGGGAUCGCUUCAAAAUGACCUUAUCCCUCCCCGCUUCCACCUUCCCUUUCAUCCUGCUGAUGAUGUCCGGCAUUAGUGUUCGCUCUAGUCCCACGCAAAACAUUGAGAUAAGCUGCUUCCGUGUUUCUAACCUAGCUUAAAGGGAAUUUGUGGCCAACAACCAUGCCAAUAUCUGCUCUUAAAGUGCGCUUCGUUAGCGGUCCCUUUCUGUUGUGCACACACGCAUCGACACACAAACAAACACGGAGAUACAACGAAGUGAAAACCGCCGGUCUGUCUGUGCCGGGGUUUUGCAUGUUAAACAAGCGGAGCAAAUAAAUCGGAAGCGGGAUAGACUUGUUGUUAA
Anopheles aquasalis is the source of this 1277-nucleotide messenger RNA. RefSeq lists its product as uncharacterized. NCBI's taxonomy places the organism in Eukaryota, Metazoa, Arthropoda, Insecta, Diptera, Culicidae. The record is from RefSeq and is a predicted model, not a curated record.